CUAACUUAAUACGGAAAACUUGUAAACGGUAAAGCGAAGCGAAAUGGAAAAACUGAAAGCCAAACAGCAGACAGAGGCCAACAGCAAUGGCAAUACGAAACCCAAUCCCAAUCCCUUCAAGCGACCGAUGAAUGCGCUGCAGAAGCAAUGGUAUCGUGUGCUACUUGCCAGGCGUGUGGGCUUCGGCCAGAAGCCGACGCAGGAUGAGAAGGAGCCAACCUACGCUGACAUAUGCCAUAGACGCUAUAUGGCCGCAUUCCGGCGCUAUAACGAGCGUUUCCGCUGGGAAAUGGCAAUGCAUGAGCAGAUGCAGCGCUGCGCCAUCGACGCAAUGCGCGUUCACAGAACAUUCUCCAUCACAACGCUCUGGCUGCCAUUGCACUCGAAACGGGAAAUCAACUCAACAUUGGAAACACUGGAGAAGGUUUUGACAGUCCAGGAAAGGCGACGCCUCGAGGAGAUACUCAAACGCGGCGAAUCGCUGCGCACGCGACGCCUUUAGUAGAUCUAAUGACUCCGCUCCGCAGUCGUGACUGGCAGCAUGAGUAAAGCAGCGAAAAGCACUUUCAAGUGCAGCACUUACCCGAACGACUGUCUCCAUCCGCAGCCCCCCUUUCUUUCGACUUGAAUUUCACUUUGCAGUCA
Molecule: messenger RNA, 645 nt
Organism: Drosophila montana
Lineage: Eukaryota; Metazoa; Arthropoda; Insecta; Diptera; Drosophilidae
Exons: 3
Coding region: 44-502 (152 amino acids)
Source: RefSeq, a predicted model, not a curated record